Molecule: messenger RNA, 1218 nt
Organism: Phoenix dactylifera (date palm)
Lineage: Eukaryota; Viridiplantae; Streptophyta; Magnoliopsida; Arecales; Arecaceae
Product: protein DETOXIFICATION 16-like
Biological process (GO): transmembrane transport
Cellular component (GO): membrane
Molecular function (GO): xenobiotic transmembrane transporter activity; antiporter activity
Source: RefSeq, a predicted model, not a curated record
CUCAUUAAAGUUUAAAAAUUCUUUUGGGUGAUUGUUCGCAAUUCAAUAUCAUAUGUAAUUCUUUCCUUAUCAGCAAUAUCUUUUAAACCGGUACAGUUAAUAAAGUUUUCUUCCUCUUUUUCACUCAUAACUAGUUGGGAAUGGCAAGUGCAUUGGAUACGCUAUGUGGGCAGGGAUAUGGUGCAAAACAAUAUCAUAUGCUUGGUAUACAUAUGCAAAGGGCUAUGCUUGUUCUUCUCCUUGCAAGUAUUCCUCUGGCUUUUAUCCUGGCCUACACCAGCCAAAUUCUCAUGGCUGUUGGUCAAAAUCCAGAGAUUUCAAUGGAAGCAAAACUAUAUGCUUGUUGGUUGAUUCCUAGCCUUUUUGCCUAUGGUUUGCUUCAAUGUCAUGUCAGGUUUCUGCAAACCCAAAACAUCGUGUUUCCAAUGUUAACAUCCGGAAUAACUGUAUUGCUCCACAUUAUUGUGUGCUGGAUUCUAGUGUACAAGUCUGACCUUGGCACCAAGGGUGCUGCCAUGGCGACCACCAUAUCAUAUUGGAUCAAUGUGUUUCUGUUAGCAACUUAUGUCAAGUUUUCUCAAGCUUGCAAGGAGACUUGGACAGGUCUAUCAGUGGAGGCAUUACAUGAUGUCCUCAACUUCCUAAGACUUGCUGUUCCUUCGGCAUUUAUGACUUGCUUGGAGUAUUGGUCAUUCGAGAUGGUGGUUCUCUUGGCUGGCCUACUUCCCAAUCCAAAGCUAGAGACUUCAGUACUUUCAAUCAGGUUAGCAAUUAAAAAUUUCCAUUUUUCCUAUAGUUUGUAAUGAGGUUGUCAAGCUGGCGGAGCAGUAGCCACAUGCCACAACCCCUCAUGUCUCCAGAUAUGGUUUGUAUACGUAGAUUGACUAUUUAACAUCUUACCCUAGAACAAUUCUAGGAAGAGGAAAGACCUAUAGACUUUUCUUUUUAUUUUAGAUAAGAAAACGUUACAUGUUUAUGAGAAAGACUUGUUUAAGCAAAUAUACAACAUUGUUAAGCUUCCUUGCUCAUAUUGAUUUGACAGAAAAUGGAUACAAAUUGGUAGAUAGUGCAUAACAUUUAUAUAUCAUGCAGACAUGGUAAACAUAGUGCCUUGACCAUGUAUCUAGAUUUCUAAAAGUUGUAUGAAAGCUCAGAUGACAAUUUACAGUCUACCCAAUUAAAGUUAAAUAUGUCUACAUGUCUGAAUCCAUUAGCUGU